AUGACUUCAGUAGAUAAUUGCUACACUAUUAAUAAUGAAGAUCCGGAUUUAUUAUCAACUACAAUUAUAUUCACUGCAAAAUAUGGUUAUUUGAAAUGCUGUAAUUUAUCCUUUAAUAAAGCAAUAUAUUCAUCUGCAAUCAGUCUUCGUACAACAGAAUCUUAUUGCAUAAAUUUCUCUACCAUAAGUAACAAUUCUAAUUCCAAACAGGCAAAUGAUAUUAAGCAAGAUAAAGUUUGUAUUUUUUCAAGCCAUAUUCUUAACAAUAGUGAUGAACGCCUUGUUUGCUUAAGAGCUGCUCAAUUAGUAAUUAGAAAAUCAGUAAUUUAUGGUAAUAAUGUAUCAACAAUAUUUUAUAGUGAAAAUGAAGGGAGAUCAUUUUACCUUCUUAACGAAGUCUAUAUGGAUAAAGUAAGCACAGGUGGUAAUUUGUCAAUAAGUUACAAUAAUAAUUACAGAAUCAACACGUACAAUUUGAGUAUAACAUGUCCUCCACUUCCUCUUCCAAUGACAGCCCCUAAGAAGAUGGAACAUGUUAAUAAUGCAUAUAAGAAAUAA
Messenger RNA from Trichomonas vaginalis G3, 558 nucleotides. RefSeq lists its product as uncharacterized. NCBI's taxonomy places the organism in Eukaryota, Parabasalia, Trichomonadida, Trichomonadidae. The transcript has a single exon. Bases 1 to 558 code for a protein of 185 amino acids. The record is from RefSeq and is a predicted model, not a curated record.